AUGAAGGAGGAUGGCGAAAAACUAAAGCAGCGUCUUCCUGCUCGGAAGGCUGAGUUAGAAUUAAUCGUCCAAAACGCAGGCAACCGUCUGGCCAAACUGAAACCACUCAUGUCCCGUCGGACGGAUCUUCUUACGAGGCAAGUAGAAGCCGCGCGCCACCUUCUCGAUCUACGGUUGGCCAUUGCAUGGACACGUGAACGCCUCGCCCAGCUGCGUCAAGUCGCCUCACCUCAGGCAGACACCGGUCGUCCUGGAGUCAUGCGUGAGGCGGAUGGAGUUGCGGAGUCCAUCGACAUGGGAGGCCUGGGCCGAGUGGGCCGGUUGGCUGUAGGCGGCUCCAAGGCAGGAGCCAGGCUGAUGGGGGUGCAGCAACAGCGACGAGCCCUGAAAAGCUAUGAAUUGGAGGUGGAGAACAGAAGCCCCAGAAUUCGGCAUCUUUGUGAGAGGAAGUUUUUUCAACUCCAAACAGAGGGCCUUAGAGUGCGCCGAGCUAACUUUUCCUCCAGAUUCACUUCCUCUACCUCAGACAAAUUCUGAGCUUGUUAUAAUUGUGAAAGAGUGACUCGGAUAUAUGUUCGAGGCAUCCUAGUCAUUGUCCUUCGUCCCUUAAUUGCCAAACAUUUUCGCCUCUUCCUGGCUAACAAGAGAGGGGGCUUCCUGAGGCAGCAAGUUGUUCACUUGCUUACUUCCGUUCUCAUCAAAACGAGUCAUCUCACCCCAGAAGUUCUCAGUCAAACCGAACUUGGUGACCCAGUCACUUUUCCUCCUCACGGCGUAAUUGGCUUUCUUAUUCUUGUCCUCUAG
This is a messenger RNA of Protopolystoma xenopodis, 804 nucleotides long. NCBI's taxonomy places the organism in Eukaryota, Metazoa, Platyhelminthes, Monogenea, Polystomatidea, Polystomatidae. The record is from the annotation of a GenBank genome assembly.